AUGGCUGAGUCUAUUGACGAAGACAUGCCGGAGGAGGCUCAACCCCUACAGCAGGACCUGACCUGCCCCGUGUGUCGGGGCAUCUUCCGGGACCCCCUGCUGCUGCCCUGCACCCACAGCUUCUGUCGGGAGUGUGUGCAGAACAUUGUGAAGGUGAACAAGAAGUGUCCUGUGUGCAGAACCUUGUUUGAGGAAUUGCAGGCCAUCGCCAACCGCGCGCUCAACAGUACGUGCGAGACUUUCCUCAUGCAGUCCAAUUGGAUGCCGACCCGGAAGCGUCCCAAUGAGGAGGUCUGCAACCUGCACCUGAAGGCUCUGGAGCUGUACUGCGAGAAGGACGAGGAGCCGCUGUGUGUGGACUGUGUGGCCAUGCACAACACACACAAGCUCUACUCACUCAAAGAUGGGGCUCCGAUAUGUAAGAAGGAGCUGAGCUUCAAAGUCCAGAUUUUUGAAAAGAAAGUGGAGGAGUACAAGAAAUGGACACUCAAACUCAGCAAUUCAGUGGAAUACGUCAAGUAUCAAGCUGAGCAGGCAGAGAGGCAGAUCAAGGCUGAGUUUGAGAGGCUGCACAAGGCGCUGGUCGCAGAAGAAGCUCUGUGCCUCAAAGCCCUGUCCGAUGAGGAGGAGCAGAAGAUCGCCAGCAUACAGGGGAAGAUCGACAAAGUAAACGAGGACAUCAAGGCUUUGAAGGCGCUCUCUGAAACCCUGAAGAAAGAGAUGAGCAACGACGAUCUUCCCCUCCUGAAGAAUUUCCAGAAGUUAAAGAGAGAAGCUCAGUGGACUCAGGACGACCCUUGCAUCCCUUACGACUCGGUUUUGAACAUGGGCAAACAUGUCGGUGCUUUGAGCUUCAACAUCUGGAAGAACUUGCAGGCCCAUGUCAAAUAUAACCCAGUGGUGUUCGACCCCAACACCGCCUCUCCCUGGCUCUCCUUGAACCCGGACCUGUCCUCUGUGAAGGAAAGCUCGGAGCGGCUCACCGUCCCUGAGAACCCGCAGCGCUUCGAUCCCUGCGUCUUCGUGCUGGGCGCUGAAGGUUACAAGACAGGGAAACACAGAUGGGACGUCAUUGUGGGCGACAAUCCCAAGUGGAUUGUGGGAGUGUGCAAAGAGUCCGUGCCCCGUAAGAAGAAGUUCACAGUCUCUACUAACCGAGGUGUGUGGUCCAUUGGACUGAGCAAAGGCGUGUACACCGUCUCCACCCCUGAGCGUACGGAGCUGCAGGUGCAGCAGCGCCCCGAGAGGAUCCGCAUCAAGCUGAACAUGGAUAAGGGAGAGGUGUCAUUUUGGGAUGGGGGCACGACGAAGCACCUUGUCACGUUAACACACGAGUUUGAUGAGGAGAUGUUCCCUCUCUUCGGCCCUGGGCUCUAUAGUAGUCCUACGGUCCUGCCUCAGGGAAAGAUAGCUGUACACACAUCAUAGGCCGAUUUACAAAACUAGGAUUUGAAAUAAGAAUAAAAACCUUUUUACACACAACCUUUUUAAAGUACGAUACAUUUAACAAAAUGUCACUAUCAGUCAAACACAGAUUGAUUACAAGCAAAUAAAUGAUACAAAAUAAAAAGGGAUUGAACAAUACAAUUGAGAAAAACAAUCAGUGUAUAGAUAAUCAUGUAAAAAAUUUAAUUAAUUAAAUAUAAUAUAACAGUUUAUAAAAUGGAAACUUCAGAAAUUACAUUUUUUGUUAACGUAUAACUUUUCAAGUUAUUUGUUUAUCACAUAAACAACAAUAACAGAGAAGCAUUCGUUUGCUAUGGAAAUCUUAAGUCUCAGUCCCUCUAACAAUGCUAAUCACCUAAAAAUAAAAACAAAUAUAUAUGUAAGAAUAUAAUAUAUGUAAUAAAAUAUAGGGAUAAAACUUAAACUUAAAAAUUCUAGAGAUAAAAUCUAUUUCUAAUU
Molecule: messenger RNA, 1905 nt
Organism: Gymnodraco acuticeps
Lineage: Eukaryota; Metazoa; Chordata; Actinopteri; Perciformes; Bathydraconidae
Gene: trim35-28
Product: tripartite motif containing 35-28
Molecular function (GO): zinc ion binding; protein binding
Source: RefSeq, a predicted model, not a curated record